AUGCUUAUUCGAGACCCAAAAAGGCGAUUAAUUGCAAAUGAAGUUUUAUGCCAUCGUUGGGUUCAAGUUGAUGGUGUGGCUCCAGACAAGCCUAUUGACUCUGUAGUUCUAAGUCGGGCAGAUGUGGAUAAUAGUGGAACAACUGAUUACAGAGAAUUUGUUGCUGCAACAUUGCAUAUCAACAAAAUUGAGAAAGAAAAUCAUUUAUUUGCAGUCUUUUCUUACUAUAAUAAAGAUGGAAAUGGUUACAUUAGUGCCGAUGAGCUUCAACAUGCUUGUGAGGAGUUUGGCAUAGAUGCUCACCCUGAAGAGUUGAUUCAAGAUGUUGACCAAGACAAUAUUGAUGAUGAAUAUGUGUUUGUUGAUAACACUCAAGUUGAAGGAACAAGUCAAGCAACAAAGCCGAAGAAAAUGAAAUAUGUCCAAAGGGCGGCUUGUUGGGUCGAUUAUGAUGUAAUUCAUAUUGACAAAGUUAGAUAUAGCAAAUGCAAAAACUGUGGAACUUUGCUCGAAACUGAAUCCGGCAGAAACGAUAUUUUGGGACUGCAAAUCUCUACUGUGGCGUUAGAAGCGGCGUUUAGUAUAAGCAGACGGAUAUUAGAUCAAUAUCGAACAAAUUUAUCUGCAAAUAUAGCAGAGGUUUUGGUUUGCACCCACGAUUGGGUAAGGAAAUCAAGAAAGCCAAUUGUGGACAACAUUGAUGACAUUUUGAAAGACGAUGAGGUCGCGAAAUAUUUAGAAGAGGCGAUAAACAAUAGAGAUGGAAAUGGAAAACAACCAAUUAAUAUUCCCAAAUAGUUAAUUCGUGUUUGGAAAAUGUUAUUUUG
Lactuca saligna is the source of this 827-nucleotide messenger RNA. Lineage: Eukaryota; Viridiplantae; Streptophyta; Magnoliopsida; Asterales; Asteraceae. The record is from the annotation of a GenBank genome assembly.